Molecule: messenger RNA, 534 nt
Organism: Talaromyces marneffei
Lineage: Eukaryota; Fungi; Ascomycota; Eurotiomycetes; Eurotiales; Trichocomaceae
Exons: 4
Coding region: 1-534 (177 amino acids)
Source: RefSeq, a predicted model, not a curated record
AUGUCAUCAUAUCAAAACCUCCCGAGCGUAAACGAUAUCAAACGCGCCGCCGCCGCAGGUCAACGCUUUACCUCGGAGGAUGUCUCUUGUAUUGCGCAGGCGGAGAGCGAAUUAACGGGUGGAGGGCCUGUGAAGGGUGGCCCUGCUGCAACUGCUCAUUCCCUCUCCUCGAAACAAAUGAAAUUUGACUCCAAAUUCGAUGAACUCUCGCACAAGCCACCGUCACACAUCACGCAGGAAGAUGCGCGACAAUUGCAAUCUGCUGAAGGUCGAGCGUUUAAUGCCCCGCCGGGCGUGGCUAGUGUAUCAGCCCAGGUACGUUCUAUAGCUGAUCGGAAUGAGGUGCUGGGAUUACCGGCUGUGCAAGACCCUGGUCCGGUGUAUGUGACGAAGGAGGAGGCGAGUGAAGCGCAGUCUGUGGAGGCCAUGCAUACAGGUGGGAUGGUGCCCAAGGGGGGUUAUGCGGCGCAGCUACAGAGUGCUGCUGAUAAACGGGAAGCAGCGCUUAAUGGGGUUACCUGGUUGCCGGAGUAG